AUGGCCAAUAAGGUUUGGCUGCAAAGGAGCGAAUGUGAUGUGACACUGAAGGAGAAGAUGAUUGUGACGGAAAGGAAUGACGAGGCCAAAACAGGGGCGGAAGCACCUAAAAAAGGCACAAAGCAGCGCCGAAGCGACAUCAACUUUGAAGAUCGAAGGGACAUGACCGUACGGCAGUUCCGCAUCGCAACGGAAGCUUCCGCGCCACACCAUGGCGGUCAUCACAAGCAGAAGCAAAGCCGAGGCAAAGGCAAAGGGAAGACUAGAAAGGCUAAGCCAAAACUCCCACGAAGCCUAAGUUUGACGGAUACAGUUUCACAUUUUCUCACUCAGUCGUCGGAAGCAGACCGACGGAUACUGCCCACCGAAGUCAAGCGCGCACACACAUACACACUCUGCCUCAAAGUGUCGCUGAUGUGUGGUGCCGACUUAGAAGCCGACGUUGAUCUCCGACAACGCAAGAUACUCUCGGAAAGGUCGAUUUGCUGUUGA
Molecule: messenger RNA, 492 nt
Organism: Ustilago hordei
Lineage: Eukaryota; Fungi; Basidiomycota; Ustilaginomycetes; Ustilaginales; Ustilaginaceae
Exons: 2
Coding region: 1-492 (163 amino acids)
Source: RefSeq, a predicted model, not a curated record